This is a messenger RNA of Benincasa hispida (wax gourd), 2090 nucleotides long. RefSeq lists its product as uncharacterized. Lineage: Eukaryota; Viridiplantae; Streptophyta; Magnoliopsida; Cucurbitales; Cucurbitaceae. The record is from RefSeq and is a predicted model, not a curated record.
GUCCGGUAUUUAGGAGGUUGAAAUUUUGUAGAGAGCUGAUGGGGAUACCAACCUUUGUUCUUGUGUUCUCUCCUCUGCUCAUGGGUUUUCCUCUUUCUGUUGCUGGCUCUCUCUACCCUGACAUAAUUCUCGGCCCAGGAUGACAGAAAAGUGUAUAUUUAUUCGAUUUGGAGGUGAUUGGGAUGAGAAUGAAAGUUCGUACAUUGAAGACAAUUGAAAGGAAUCAUUGUGCUUAUACAUUGAAUUAUGAAGAACUUAAAUCUCACAUUUACAGGGCUACAAAAGUCAGUUCUUCAGAGUUUGAUCUUAUCCUGAAAGUUAAAUAUAAUCUUGAAUUUGAAGCCCCUCCACAAUGGAUAAUGGAUGAUGAUGAUGUUCACUUCCUUCUUUUACGAGAAGAGCUUAGUAGACUUCAGAUAGCUGUAACAUUGAAGUCUAAACAGGACGAAAGGGUUGGAAUGGGGUUUGGAAAUGUGAGUUAUGAUGAUACGGCUGCGGACAGACAAUACAAUGAAUCAUAUCAGUUUUGUCAAGAAGAGGAUGAUAUUCCAUUGUCUACCAACAUUGAUAUUCCAUUGUCUAUCAACAUUGUACCAUCAACAUUCGAUUAUAUGGAUUGUGGUCCUUCAGUGGAUGUGGAUGUGAAUGAGCAACCAGCAGGAUUGAAUGAAAUGGAUCGUGAUCAUGGAGAUGUACGUCGUUCUACAGCAGCUUCAGUGGUUCCACCAUUUGUGUCUUCAAGUCAUAGGACAGAGUUGAUUAUGCCUGGCACCUCUUCAUCUGGGACAGAGGACAUUGAAGUUGGUUAACUAUUUUGAGCAAAAAGGACUUGAAAAUGAGAUUAUCUAUUCGUCUAUCAACAAAAAUUUUGAAUUUAAGGUCAGGAAAUCAACCAAAUCUUUGUUCACUGUCAAAUGCAUUGGGGAGACAUGUAAGUGAAGCCUUCGUGCAGUCAAAAUGGAAGAGUCUGGUAUAUUCAAGAUCACAAAGUACUGCUGUUUGCACACAUGUUCUAUAGGAAUUUUGAAUCACGACCAUAAACAAACAACUGCUACGGUUGUUGGUCAGCUCAUCAAAGAUAAGUUCACAGGCAUAGGAUGUAUUUAUAAACCUUGUCAUAUUGUUGAGGAUAUGAGGAGAGAUUAUGGUGUGAACAUAAGUUAUGAUAAAGCGUGGCAUGCAAGGAAAACUGUGUAUGAUCUCACUAGAGGUACUCCAGAAUACUCAUACUCCAUACUACAUGCUUAUGGAGAAGCGCUAAAAAUAAAGAAUCCGGGUACAGUUUUUGAGAUCGAACUUGAAGAUGAUGUGCAUUUCAAGUAUAUGUUUAUGACAUUAAGGUCUUGUAUUAGAGGUUUUGCAAGUUGUCGGCCUUAUUAUUGUUGAUAGGUCACACUUGAAAGGAAAAUACGAAGACACUAUGUUGGUUGCGGUUUCUAUGGACGAGAACAAUCAAUUAUAUUCACUAACAUAUGCAAUAUUGGACAAUGAAACUGAUCGAUCAUGGAAAUGGUUUAUGUCAAACUUGAAAUGCAGUAUCGGAGAACCCGAUAAUCUGGUGUUUGUGUCUGAUUGGAUAGUAUCUAUCGGUAAUAUUAUUUAUGCAAUUUUUCCCACAACAUUUCAUGGAUUGUGCACAUGGUAUAUAGAACAGAAUCUGGUUACAAACUUUACGGAUAACACGGUUGUUGGGAUAUUUAGAGAUGCAACAAAGACAUUUCGCAUGACAGAGUUCCAAACAAAAUUAGACGAACUCCGCAGUUUUAGAGACGGUGCUGUCACGAAAUAUUUGGAAGACAUCGGUCUUCAAAGGUGGGCAUGGGUUUACCAAAUAGAAUGAAAAUAUGAUAACAUGACAUCCAACAGUGCAGAGUGUUUAGAUUCCUUAACUAAAGAGUAUCGACUAAUGCCCAUAGUAUGCUUGAUUGAACAUGUUAGAGAAAUGUUCCAAUCGUGGUUCUAUGAACGUAGGAAUUACUGGGCAUCUCGAACGACAUUGCACUCUGACUACUGUGAACCCCGAUUGGCAAGUGAAGCUGAUAAGGGCAGACGAUAUCGGGUGGAGCUUAUUGAUUGUUAUCGGGUACACG